Molecule: messenger RNA, 5535 nt
Organism: Monodelphis domestica (gray short-tailed opossum)
Lineage: Eukaryota; Metazoa; Chordata; Mammalia; Didelphimorphia; Didelphidae
Gene: ZNF641
Product: zinc finger protein 641
Biological process (GO): regulation of transcription by RNA polymerase II
Cellular component (GO): nucleoplasm; nucleus
Molecular function (GO): RNA polymerase II transcription regulatory region sequence-specific DNA binding; DNA-binding transcription factor activity, RNA polymerase II-specific
Source: RefSeq, a predicted model, not a curated record
UGAUGGAUUAAAGUGACAAAAGCAUCAUCAAUCCAACUGGCUGGCCAAAGAGAAUUUUGCAAAACCAAGGAAAGGUGACCUGACUACUCCUGUGAACAGUAGCCAAAGGACAAUCAGUUAUGCCCGUUUGGGUAUUUGGAUCUGGAUGAAGUUGUUUCAUCAGUGGGUGAUUCAUCUCCUAUUUGUCUUUUAAAUCCGAGAGAGGCAAGGUAUAAAAAAGGAGUGUGGGGGGAGGGGCGCCAGCACUCCCCGGAAGCUCUUCCCAGGUGGGUGAAACCGAGGCGCUCAAAGCCCACAGAGAUGCCAAAACGUCCAGGCUCCUAGAGAGGUCGCCACGCCCCGGGUCACCGAGCCCCGGAAGUGGGCGGGAUUUCCGUGCUGGCUGGACUCUUCGCCAGCUCCAUCUGUAGGAAACCCGGGAAAGCAUUCCAUAGGGGGAAAGCACCUCUUUCCCAGUUUCCUGUAUAGGAGAAAAAGGUAGAAGAGGGGGAUCUGGAGCUUAAACCUUAGAUGGAGUGAAACUUUUCAAGAACCCAAAGAACCCAUAUAUGACUUCAACCUUAAGCUCUCCAGUGCCAGCACCUGAGGAGAUUCUUCAAAGGUCCUUGAUGAUAAAGGUCAUGGAAGACUCUAUAUGGGAACAGGAAGCCUCUCCAGAAUUAGAAGACUCUGGCCCUGAGAGCUUUCGACAGCGUUUUCGAUGGUUCCACUACCAGGAGGCAUCGGGCCCCCGGGAAGCUCAUAACAAGCUUAGAGAGCUCUGCCACAGGUGGCUUAGGCCUGAGCUUUACACUAAGGAGCAGAUCCUGGAAUUAUUGGUGCUUGAGCAGUUCCUGACCAUUUUACCUGGAGAAAUACAGACUCAUGUUCGAGAGAGAUGUCCAAAGAGUGGGGAGGAGGCAGUGGCUCUAGUGGAAAGUUUGCAGAAGGAACCAAGGAGACCCAGGCGGUGGGUGACAGUCUGUGUUCAUGGACAGGAAGUGCUCUCAGAACAGUCUACCACCUUGGGCACAUUGAGGGAAUCAGUAAAUAUUCCACUGGAGAGAACAGAGCCCCAGGCUGAAGAAGAAGGCCAGGAAGAGGGACUCCAAAGCCCUAAACUAGGACCAUUAGAGGACUCCUGUUCUGAUUCUGAAGAAGAAUCACAGCCCAUUCAAGAGAGAGCUCUGCCUACUCCCCUGGUUCCUGUCCUUCCCCAGGAGGGGAGCACCAGACACUGGGAGAUGGCAGCUGCACUUCCUGGGGCUGGAUUACAGGGUCUGGUGACAAUCAAGGACGUGUCACUAUGCUUCUCUCAGGAAGAGUGGCGGAGCCUGGACCCAUCUCAGACAGACUUUUAUGGAGAAUACAUCAUGGAAGAAAACUGUGGAAUAGUGGUCUCUUUGAAGUUUCCAAUUCCUAAAGUGGAUAUGAUCUCCCAACUAGAAGGGGAAGAGCAAUGGGUCCCAGACCCCACUCAGGACUUAGAAGAAAGGGACAUCCCAAGAAUCACUUAUCCAGGAGAUAGAAGUGAGUAUGACGGAAACAGCCCUGAGCUGGAGCCGGGAUCGCACGGUACAUUAUCCAGCAUGUCUGAGGAUGCUUUUCUCUGGAGCUCAGAAAGGGAAGGGGCCUGGGAGACUAUGCCAAAUAAUGCCAUGAGAAAGAAACGGAGCCCAUCUGCUCCUCGGAAAAACAAUUUCCCCAACAUUCUCUGUGAUAUCGGGGCAGAUUCCUUGUUAAGCUCCCACACAUGCCUUCAGUGUGGGAAACACUUUGUUUGGGGUUCUAGCCUUGCUCAACAUCAGCAAACACACACAAGUGAGAAGCCUUAUAACUGCUCCAGGUGUGAUAAGAGCUUUGGAUGGAGACAUCACUUGGCUCGACACUUGCAAACUCACAUCCAUGAGAACCUCAGCAGGUUCCCUGUAACUGGCAAGAAAUUCCAGUGCAUUUCUCACUUGGCCAGUCCCCAAAAGGUUCAUGUCCAAGGGAAGAAACUCCCUAAGGCCAAAAAGGUAGAAGAGGUCCCUCAAGCCAGGAAGCAGUCAUGUAUUCCAUCAGGGUUGAGGUGCCAUGUGUGUAGUGAGUGUGGGAGGAGUUUUGGAAGAAGGCACCACCUAGUAAGGCACUGGCUAAUUCACACUGGGGAGAAGCCCUUCCACUGUCCUUACUGUGAGAAGAGCUUUGGCCAGAAACACCAUCUGGAUAGACACCUCCUGACCCAUCAGGGGAGUCUCCGAAGGACUUGGAACAGAGUGACAUCUCUUUUAAAACCUCACUCUGCCUCCACUAGGGCAAGCCUGUCAGGAUCCUCCCAGCUGCUGCCAGGGGAUCUCCUAAAAGGGUUGUCCCUUCCCUUGUGAUCCUUGUCCUCACUGUUUGAAUGGAUUAGGCAGUAAGAGGAGGAAAGCAGGAGGACCAAAGGGACGAUGACCCCUACACCCAUUUAGAAAGUUAAGGAUGGUAUUGUCAGUCUGCUCUCUUCACUAUUCUACUUUGACCUCAUUAGGAUUGUUUUCCUUUCAGAAAAAUAGAAAUGAAGUCCUCAUAUCAUUCCCCAUGUGAUAGGAUUAUAAUGUUCCUUUACCCUUGGAAACCUAAGUAGGGCCUAGAGAUGAAGAAGCAUUUUAUUACCUUCUCUUGACUAUUGAUAUGUCUCUAUAUGUGUGUAUGCACAGGUGCUUGCAGAAAUUUUCUAACUGUGAACCUUGUUGCAUAGUAGGUUUUUGCAGAGUUCUAGAAACAAGGAAUUUGUCAUUAAUUGAAAGAACCCUGAUGUUUGGAAAGAUUAGCCAAAUCCAAAUCAAGUUCAAAUAUAAGGGCUAGAUGAUGAGGUAAGGUAGAAAGCUUGUCCCAGGUGCAACAAUCAAGGCCCUGUUGUGGGUGGUUACCUUUGUUUAUCGGUACUUCUAGUUACUCUACAACUUCUAGGAACAGCCACCUUGCUCUCUUAGCUGAGGUUUUCUGAAUAGAAGGAGAUGUCCCUUUUAGUAGAUUUUAGGGGAAGGUGCAGAACAGAUGUGUGCUGUGUGGGCAUUAUUUAAAGUCCUGAGCAGUAAUUGAGGAUAACAGACUACUAGCCCAUUGUUCUCAUUAUUGAUCGACUUGGACUUACCCCACCAAAGGAAGGAAGACUUCGUGAAGACCAUCCUCUUGAUUCUGAUAGCAGAACUUCAGGAGAAAUAAUUGUAGAUGAACUCUGAAUUGGUCUCUGCUUUCUGACUCGGGAGAUUUCUAGGGAUUCCAUGCAAUUUGACACUAACUUCAGAGCUCUAAGAUGAUUGUAUUAUAGUACUUACUGGAUUGGUGAGUUGUUUGGUAGUUGUUUUUGUUCAUUUAAAUCUGUUCUUUUUUGUAAUCUCACAAUGUAAAAGCUUAUAAAAGCACAUGGGGGUAAGAGGGAAGGGAGAAAAAGGGAUAUAUACUAUGAGGGAAGAGGGUUGGGAAGAAUUAAGAUGUAUUAUUUUGAUGUAUUUUGGACCAGAUUCUUCUCCAUGACAAUUUUUUUUAGCAACUGGGAAAACUAACCAGAUAGUCAUCAGGAAAUGAGAUGAAACUAUCUACUUCCAUGAACAUUCUAUUGCUCAUGAAAGACUGAGUUGAUAAGAACAUCAGUCUUCUGGACUGUGCAGAUGGAAAUUUUGCCACACCUGAGUUACUUUCCCAGCAUCCUUUUAAGUUACGGCCUCAUUUUACAUAAGGAUGCUUGGGAAAUAAAUUUGGCUGUGACUCACAAGUUGUAGGGCUCUUUUUUUGGGAGCUUGUGCUUUUGGUAAAGUGCUGCAGGUGUGAGUCUCUGGCUCUCUUUGCUCUGCUCACUUGACUGAAAGAACCCAUUUUCUUUUCCCUUUUUGAUUUAUUAUUAAAAUCCUAUGUAUUUUUAAAUACUAGGAGUAUUUAUUCAUUUUUACUCCUACAAAUUUUUGGCAACCACAAAAGGGAUACCAGAACUAGAGGAAAUCAGAUUUCUUCUCCCGCCAUGGUUUUCCCUCUCCCCUUUUCCUUCUCCCUUUGGGAAACCCUUCACAGCUUUCUCAGGCUCAUUGCCAACUCCUGCCCACCAGGAGAGCCGGGUAGCUGGGUCUCUCCCUCACAGAGGCUUUUCCUGCCAUCUCCUUCUGCUGUUACUGCUGCUUGAUGUUGCUGCUACUGGUAGGCUUUAAACUCCCUGCCCCAAACCCUAGCCCAGUUGAGGGGGAGCCACUGGUUAUAGAAACAUAGAUCUAGAACUGGAAAGGACCUCAGAAACCAAAUCUAACCACUUCAUUUUAGAGUUGAAGAAAUUGAGACCUUUGGAAGUAGUGACCUAAUCGAGGUCAUACAAGGUAGUAAUCGUCUAAGUAGAGAUUUAAACCCAGGUUCUGAUUCCAGUCUAAGUAGGAACCAGAUCUGUGACUGAUGAAUACAUAAAAUCUUUGGUUAACAGACUCAAUAAAAUCUGUGGAAAAGGCUUAGUCAUGGGGAUAAAUACAGACUGAUUUGAUAUAAAUAAGUCUUAAAAUCCUGUGGAUAGGGGGCAGCUAGGUAACUCAGUGUAUUGAGAACCAGGCCUAGAGAUAGGGGGUCCUAGGUUCAAAUUUGGCCUCGUUCACUUCCUAGCUGUGUGAUGACCCUGGGCAAGUCACUUAAUCCCCAUGGCCUAGUCAUUACCACUCGUCUGCCUUGGUACCAAUAUAUAGAAUUAAUUCUAAAGCAGAAGGUAAAGGUUAAAAAAAGCCCUCUGGAAGAGCCUGAAUCUAUGACUGCUGAUGAAAGAUCCUUUUUUUUUUUGCUUAGACUAUAACUAGGUAAAUCCAGUUUUGAUAAAUAUGUUUGAGCUUUUAUAUUCUAUAUGAAAGAUGCUUAGAAAUCAUUCAUGUGCAUUUUACAAAUAAUGGAAAUGAACAAACCCAUUUGAUCCUUGAUUUUGGGGGCUCCCCUAUCAGUGCAGAUCAUAGUCCCUCAGUGCUUUAAAUGAGAGUUGCAUAAGUUGCUUUUUUAUAAAAACUCUUUCUUGGUGACCUCCAUCCUCUUUUAACAGUGAGGCUGAUUUUAAUUAGCCUCUGGUAGGACCAGAAGUCUUGAGGACUGUGCUAUCCCAGCUUUCAAGAAUCUUGUUACCAUAUCUAAAGAAACAACAGGAGGAGGGUUUUUAUGGAGAUUAAAAACAGUAAGUUCAGGAAGUCCUAAAUGAUACCUAUUACCACCAAUUAAAGGGAUCUACAAAGUAUAAAGAAACAUUGUGCAUGUCACUUUCCCCAACUUAUGGUCCCUUUUAUUUACUUCAUGUUCCCUCAAUUCCCAUCCCUACUCCAAAUCAAAUUACCAGCAGUUAGGGGAAUGCUAAUUCCAUGCUCUUAUGAGCUAUUUCCUUAUUAAAUCUGGAGAAUAGGAUUUCCAUUAAGCCUUUGACUAUGGAGGGUGUGACGUUUUUACUUUUUUUUGUUUGGUCUUGUUUUUAUUUUUUCUGAACAAUACAUGUAUUAUCAUGCAAAAAGCUUCCAUAUUGGUCGUUGUUUUAAGAGCAUCCUCAUAAAAAACCAAAAAUCCCAAAUAAAACCAUAAAUACACUCA